Messenger RNA from Papilio machaon (common yellow swallowtail), 1293 nucleotides. Its product is annotated as phenoloxidase-activating factor 2-like. NCBI's taxonomy places the organism in Eukaryota, Metazoa, Arthropoda, Insecta, Lepidoptera, Papilionidae. Gene Ontology annotation, biological process: proteolysis. The coding region runs from base 115 to 1248 and encodes 377 amino acids. Gene Ontology annotation, molecular function: serine-type endopeptidase activity. The transcript is spliced from 9 exons. The record is from RefSeq and is a predicted model, not a curated record.
CUAUGAACUUGAUAUCAUGUUUUAUUUUCCUUAUAUUUGAACUUUAUAAUCGUGGUCAAGAUACGACGAGCUGUGUGUAGCAGCGUUAAAAUAAACACGAGCAGAAAAACCAAAAUGAGGUACUUUCCUGCUGGUUUGUUCAUGUUGAUCGUUCUGGCGGGAAACGGUUAUGUUUUGACGCAAACCGUCAUUGAUGGUUCAGGUCCUGAUGUUAAUACUCUAGGUCCUACAUGUUUAACGUCGGACGGCAAGGUCGGGGUAUGUGUGCCAAAUUUUCAGUGUAACUUCGAGACCAAUGUUGUUGACCCCGGAGCGACCAUAGAUCUCAGGACGCAGUCCUGUCCUAACAUUCUCGACAUCUGCUGCUUACGGGAAGAGAUUGCAGGAAGUAAAACUGUAAAGAAAAUGCCGCAGUGUGGGUUCAGCAAUCCAGGUGCAGUGGAAUUGAAGACAAAGCCUACAUUAGUAGGGGAAGCUGAAUAUGGAGAAUUCCCGUGGAUGGUGGCUCUGCUAAGAUCCACAGCACCGGAUCAGGCGUGGUCACAGGAUGAUUAUAUUGGAGGUGGAUCUAUUAUACAUCCCAAAGUUGUGCUUACCGCGGCACAUAAAGUGGCACGUUACAUCGAGAGUGAAGUUAAAUGUCGAGCUGGCGAAUGGGACACAUCUAACACGGACGAGAAUUACUUGACACAAGAACGACAGGUUGAAAAGAUUAUACAACACGAAGAUUUCUUCGAUCUACAAGCGUACAACAAUAUCGCAUUGCUGGUUUUGAAGGAAUCUUUCAACUUCAACGAUGCCCCACACAUGGGCAUAGCCUGCGUGGGCAAGGUGCUGCCCCCACUGGGCACGCAAUGUUACACCAUGGGCUGGGGUAAAGCGGCAACUGGGAAAUAUGCCACUAUCUUAAAAAAGAUUCAACUACCAUUGCUCGAUUCCGACCAAUGCCAGCACACGCUGCGCAACACAAGGCUCGGCUCCCGGUUCCUGCUGCACCCGAGCCACAUCUGCGCCGGUGGGAUAGCGGGGGUUGAUACCUGCAAGGGGGAUGGUGGUUCCCCACUCGUCUGCAACAUCGGAAACGGAACAGUGGUGCGCUACGCAAUCAUCGGCUUGGUGUCUUCUGGCGUUGGUUGCGGGAAGAAGAAUGUACCAGGAAUAUACUCUAAUGUACCUUACCUCUACAGCUGGCUGUUAGACGCUAUGAAUGAGGAGAAAUUGCAAAGCAAAAUCUUUACUCUCGAAUAAUGUCAUAAAAUAUUUCUUUUCGAACAAUUUCGCUUAGUGACUGUA